GCAAACAGUGACAGUGUUUCAUCUAUUAAAAAAACAUAUAUAAGUAGCUCUGUUAUAUCGUGUAGUGUGGCACUUGCCUUUUUGGAAAGCUUUGAUGUAACGUGGCCAUCUAUUGAACACAAGCAAUGUCAUGUGAAAUCCUUUCCUUUCUUAAUUAGGAUCACCCUUUGAUUACAACCCCUACAAAUGAUAUAUUACACAUUUGUUGGCAAAUAAUCCUAUACAACAACAGAAUUUUUAGUUUCAUAUUAAACAGCACCGUGUUACUUGGUUGGUGUCCCCAGACAUGACAAAGCACCUUUAUCUUAACUAUUCACUUUCCCACAUUUGAGUUUUCAAAAUCCAGACAUGUCUAAAUACCAACAACGAUCAGAUGUUCACAUAUAAAGUAAAUUUUAAAAAAAGCUUUUAUCAUUUAUAAAAGUUUACAAUUCACAAAUCAAAUUUUGUGUCAAGUUCAACUUUGUUCUAUAUGUGUUCGUAUCAGUAAUUUAGUUCCCCUAGAGAGGUUAAAGGUCACCUGUUUGUACAGGAGAACAUUGAUUAUCAGAGAACAAUCAGCAAGGACUGUUCCAAAGUUCAUUGCUAUGAAACGUCAAACCGGCUGAGAAACACGGCAGAGAUUUGAGACGAGGGGAACAAGAAAGCAAGACAAGAACGUUUGAGGAUUAUAUGUGUCAGUAACUAACAGAAACAUCCGCAAAAGCAGAAGAAACAAGAGGGGGUCUAACAAGGGAGGUCCAUCCAGCGGAAACAUCUGUAGGGUCCCACAUCAGCACCAACUGUGAGAAGAUGGACAUUCUUGAGACACAUGCCCUUGACAGACGACAGAGGAGAAACAUGGUACCUAAAAUCACUUUGUCUUAUUUGCAGUAGUUGCUCAGUAGAUGUAGAUGUUACAACCUUUUUCAUGUGGAAAUGAAACUGUCUAUGAUCAUUAUUCAACAUACUCUUGUUGUGACAUGUAUCGCCAUUUCUUUCUGUUCCUUCUUUUCUGUCAGCCCUGUACUCUGCUGUUCUCUUUCCUGCCUUUCUUUUUGUCCACAGCUGUGUACUUCUACAUGUGGGAUCCCGACUUUCCCGCAUCCAUCAUGUCUGCAGGUGUCAAAUCGGCACCGACACUCCUAUUGGCCGCAAUAGUGCUGAGCUGGAAUGGAGGUCAGAGUGUCUUGGGUGUGGUGGGAGGACUCCUCUUCUCCGCUGUUGGUGACUGUUGUCUGAUAUGGCCUGAGCUUUUUCUUCAUGGGAUGGCUGCAUUUGCUGUGGCUCAUCUGCUGUACUCACUCACCUUCCUCUCAAGUCGUUACGCAACAGGUUCCCCCUCCUCCUCGUGGACCCGUUUUCUAUAUCUGAUCCUGUUCUUGGUGGGAACAUGUCUCUACAUCUAUCUCUAUCCAUUUCUGCAGAAGGUGCCAAACUCAGAUCUACUAAUUCCAGCUGUGGGGGCCUAUAUUUUCUUAAUUACACUAAUGGCAGUAUUAGCUAUUAGAACCCGCAACACAACCACACUCUUAGGAGGUUUGUUCUUCUUGGUUUCUGACACGUCACUGGCUCUACAAUUGUUCAAGGUGAUUGCACCAGUGAAGCAGGGUAGCACUGUUGUCAUGGUGACAUAUUAUUUGGCACAGCUUCUAAUUGCUGUGGGUGAUGUAAAAGCAGUGGAGAACAAGGAUGACUUUGCAAAAUGGAAGAGGUCCUAAACAGCAUAUCUGUGGCUCUUUAGACUUUAGAAGCUGAAGUAUCUUCCUACUUCCUUGAUAAAGUCCCACUACUGCCACUGAGUACUUAAGGUCAUAGAUUUUUUUUUUAAACCAAAUGAAAUAAAACAGGAAGGUGAUCAUUUUCUGUGACAUCCAAGUUUGAGCGUAGGUUGUGUAUAUACAUAUGUGUUGGCAAUGUGAUCCACUUGUGAGCUGGAUAUGUACAUAACUACUCCCAUUUGUUUGGCUGAUAAUAAAUAAAUAUGGUGUAAAAAAAUAAUCAUCUGUAUUUCUGAGUCAACUUUUAAGAGACAACCAACUGAAAAUAAUUUAGCUUAGAGACUUCAGACAAACCUAGCUUUGCAGUAAUUAAAAAUUAGACAUACAUGUAACCGAAUUGAUAUUUGGAUGUAAAUAUUAAUACAUAAAAUAGAAAAAAAAAAUACAUUACCU
Monopterus albus (swamp eel) is the source of this 2153-nucleotide messenger RNA. It is a transcript of the gene tmem86b, whose product is annotated as transmembrane protein 86B. The record is from RefSeq and is a predicted model, not a curated record. The transcript has 2 exons. Gene Ontology annotation, molecular function: hydrolase activity. Bases 894 to 1700 code for a protein of 268 amino acids. Lineage: Eukaryota; Metazoa; Chordata; Actinopteri; Synbranchiformes; Synbranchidae. Gene Ontology annotation, cellular component: membrane.